Molecule: messenger RNA, 234 nt
Organism: Schistosoma guineensis
Lineage: Eukaryota; Metazoa; Platyhelminthes; Trematoda; Strigeidida; Schistosomatidae
Source: the annotation of a GenBank genome assembly
AUGAAGCGUAAAGAAGAUUUUCUUUACAAUUCAGUUGACAUGGAUGUGGCUGAAAUGCAGGCUGGGAAUAGCCGCGUACAAUAUCCAAAAUUCCGUGUUUUCAACAAAGUGAUAUCGCCAAUCGCCAAUUCAACACAAUUAGAGAUAUCACCAUCCACAUCGCAAUGUAAGCCUGUUGGUGGCACUGUAUUGGACCAAUUGUAUACGGGACAGAUUUAUGGCAAUGGUCACUAG